CGGUCGGAGAGCAGAGGCACGUCCUCCACUUAUCUGUUGCGGGGCUUCGGGGAAAGUAAGAGAGAGAGAGCGAAAUCGAGGGCGAGACCAGAAGAACCCGGCGAUGGCGGCGGCGAUGGCGAAGGUGCUCCGUGGGGGCCGUUCCGGCUCCUCCUCCCAGCCUCUGAUCCCGGCGAUCUGCCGCCGCAGGCUGCAGGAGAGCGUCGUCCCGCUCCUUCCGCAUCCGGGGUCGUCUCCGGCGACCUCCGCUGCGGGCAUGAGUCGUCUGAUGCACACGGGCCCCUGGUGUAAUUCCAUGCUUUCAAGAGGAACUGGGAGCAAGUUGGCAGAGCAAAAGGCUUUGCUCUUGGGGACACGUGGAGUUCUCUCUCAAGAACAUAAGCUAAUGAGGAUGGAACAGUUCAGUGGCAAGAGGUUCAUGAGCGAUGGGCCUUUCGGUUCUGGACCCCAAAACCUGCCAUGGGCUGCUCUAGCCCUUGCUUCUGUCAUAUCACUGGCGGUUUCGCUUCCACCCAUCCUACGCACCUUCUCGAGGUGUAUCAACAGGGAGUAGUUGUGACUGUCCCAUUGAUAAUAAAUGUGGACAUAUGGUGGCCAUCACGAUGCUGCUUUACUUAUUUAUUCUGUAUGAUGUGCGUUGGCUUGCCGUGUCAAGUUGAAAAGUCUGACUGUUUUACUUAUUAUUAUGUAUGUGGCACAUUUCAGGUCUAUGUAUUAGUUUGCACAAUGUGUCAGGACCUGUUUAAGUAUGAUGUUUUAGUUGUAUGCUCCGUUUGUAAUAUAUCUGCUAUCCCUUUAUGUAUUAUCCCCAACUGUUGGGUAUUGGUCU
This is a messenger RNA of Phragmites australis (common reed), 829 nucleotides long. RefSeq lists its product as uncharacterized. The record is from RefSeq and is a predicted model, not a curated record. Bases 104 to 553 code for a protein of 149 amino acids. The transcript has 3 exons. Lineage: Eukaryota; Viridiplantae; Streptophyta; Magnoliopsida; Poales; Poaceae.